GGGAAACUGAGCAGCUUCCACAUGACUGUAGAGCAGUGGAAACAGAGAGAGCAGCAGUCGAGGCGUGAGUGAGUGAGUGAGUGAUCAUCAUGGGACAUGCUCUCUGCGAAUGAACCUCAGCAGUCUGGAGCUUCAUCCCUUCAUCCCAAAGCGCGCAGACGUCUGCUGCUGAACCUUCCUGGACAAUACAACAGUACCGAAACUGAGAUUACAGAGUCCUCUUUUAAAGUUUAGAAAAAUGAGAGCGAGUUUUUCAGCUAGUUGGAUAUUUCAAGGAUGGAUCACACACUUCGUUCUUGCUCUGUGCACGCAGGCAGGACUGGCCAUAAGCUGCCAACAAAAUGAAUAUAAGCACAACGGGGGAUGCUGCAGAAAAUGUGAACCAGGAAAAUAUCUUUUCGCUCAUUGUGAUGGCAGUUCGAGCACAAAGUGCCUUGAUUGUGGCCGUGAAGAAUACCAGCCGGACUGGAACAGUGACACUAAAUGUAUUCCUCAGAAGUUCUGCGAUGAAGGUAAAGGAUUUAACCGCACUCGUCCACGCAACCCUAUAGCGGCUGAACCGUGUCGGUGCAAGCAGGGUUUCCACUGCUCUCUGAUCAACUGCGAAUACUGUGAGGCCAUUAAAAAAUGUCCUGCAGGAGAAGGAGUCGUAAUGGGCGAGAUGAGCAGAGCUUCCUGUGCACAUUGUCAGUAUGGAUAUUUCUCAGAUUCCCUAUCAACAGAAGCCUGCAAGAAAUGGACAGAUUGUAAAGCUAUCGGCAAGACCGAGAAACAGCCAGGAACCUCUAAAUCAGAUGUGAUGUGUGGAGUCCAUUCUCCUGUUAUGACACCCUGGGUGGUGGUGGCCAUCCUCUCGGUCAUCAUCGUGGUAUCGCUGGUUGUUCUCUUCUUGUUUUGCUGCAAGGAUAAGCUGAACUUCCUCUCAGUAAAUCUACGCACCUGCGUCCAAAACCUGAAAGGAAGUAGGAAUCAGCAGGAAACUAUGACUUCAUACCACGGUGGUAACGGUCCACAAACCCUUCCUCUGAUUUGCCAAGAACGAACCCCCCCAGAGUCCCUGAUCACGUGUCCCAGCACCCAAUUAACCAUUCUUGAUGAAACAUCGACUUGCACGGACCAAGAACAAGACCAAGACCGAGCUGAAACCUCGUCAGGCAGCUCCAGCGAGGACUCCGGAGGUGGGUCUGCAUCUCCUCUGUCGGCCAGCUCCUGCCGCUGUGCGCUUUCCAUGAAGGAGCCCAUAGAGGUCGGAGAGAACGAGGACUGCAGUCAGCUGGUGGCCACGGGUUUGGCGACAUGCUGCUCCUGCAGGCCAGGAGAUGCCAUCGCAGAUAACGUGCAGGUCGUCGGCCUGAAAGAGCCUCUGCUGUGUGAGAGCUGCUCGUCGGACGUCCUGCUGGAUCUGCAGCACUCCCAGGAACUCUAUCUGGACUACAGCAGCCCUGCUGGCAAAGAAGCCAUGUCAGAGAUGAGAGGCGUCCAAGGAGACGAAGGGUUGUAUAUGCAGAACGAACCUUGUUGCUGCAGCAUAGACUCCACCACCGUUCCUCCUCUGCCGUCAGUCAGCGCUAAUGACCAGGGCCUUUCGCUGAUCCACAACGAUGACCACAAACUGUCCGACCCCGACGCGGACUUCCAGAACCAGUGCUCAGAAUCAGCUCUCACAUCUGGUCAGGUGACAGGAAACAACAACACUACUUUUAUCUCCAGCGGGCAGGUGAUGAACUUCAGCGGUGAGGUCAUCGUGGUGUACGUCAGUCAGACGUCACUGGGGAGCAGCGGAGGAACAGACGAACCCUUCAGCUGCCCGGUUCAGGAAGAAUCCAACGAUGACAGUUUUCAAAGCGAGCCCAAAUCUAACAUAACCACAACACCGCAGGCCAAGCGCAGGAACGGACACCUAGAAAAAAACCUGCCCGUGCAGGAAAUGUCCAACGACUGGUCCUGGCAGAAAUAAAAAGCUGCAAACAUUUCCUACUAGACUGGAAUUGACUUUGCCUCCUUUUUAAAUGAUAACUAUUGAUUAAUAAUGGGCGUACAACAGCCUUUAUAGCAACUAGAGUGCUAUUUCAUGAAAAAUGCUAUGCAUUUGUUGACCUACGUAUUUAUAUCAUAUAAAUUAGGUACAUCUUGUCAGUUUUUGUCAGUCAGCUUUGACAGGAUCUCACUCUAAUAGAUCGGAUGACAGUAAAAGUCAAGAACAUUGACCCCAGAAUGUCUCAUUUUCAGAGAAUCUCUAUGUGGAGGAGCCAAAUAAAGAGCGGCUUGGUGCGACAAGAAGCCAAACUCAGGCCAAAGACGAUGAAAACACAGCCAGAUAAAGCACAAACACAUCCACCACAACAAAAGCACCAUGCUUUUCGUUGUCCCUUUCUCUUGGCCUUCUGAAACCGAGCAAGCACAUCGUAGGCUACCUCAUGUCGAGAACCGUUUUUGGAUGAUGGUUAAAAGUUAGUAACAUGGAAAUGAGAAAUGGGGAUGUUGAUUUGUGGUGUUAAAUAUUUUUUUUUAAACAUAAUUUGUAAAUGUUAAUCAUUUUUUGGUUAUUUAUCGUGCCGAUUUUGUGCCGCUAACCCGACAAGUCAGUCUGACUGGAGCAGUGAUAUAUAUAUAUAUACAGUGGGGCAAAAAAGUA
Molecule: messenger RNA, 2635 nt
Organism: Sinocyclocheilus grahami
Lineage: Eukaryota; Metazoa; Chordata; Actinopteri; Cypriniformes; Cyprinidae
Gene: tnfrsf11a
Product: tumor necrosis factor receptor superfamily, member 11a, NFKB activator
Exons: 10
Coding region: 239-1957 (572 amino acids)
Biological process (GO): positive regulation of bone resorption; ossification; multinuclear osteoclast differentiation
Cellular component (GO): external side of plasma membrane
Molecular function (GO): tumor necrosis factor receptor activity; cytokine binding
Source: RefSeq, a predicted model, not a curated record